Aspergillus glaucus CBS 516.65 is the source of this 1548-nucleotide messenger RNA. RefSeq lists its product as uncharacterized. The transcript is spliced from 6 exons. NCBI's taxonomy places the organism in Eukaryota, Fungi, Ascomycota, Eurotiomycetes, Eurotiales, Aspergillaceae. The record is from RefSeq and is a predicted model, not a curated record. The coding region runs from base 1 to 1509 and encodes 502 amino acids.
AUGGUGGAAAAUCGAUCCCUCGGACUCGUUCUCUGCAGCCUUUUGCCAUUCCUCGAUCGCCUUGAGAAUUUGCUCGUUGGACCGGUGUUCAUAAAUCUGGGCCGCAAAUCAGGUCUUGCCAAUUGGGACAGUCCGGAAGUCAUACCGAAGUUAGAAUCGCCGCCCUUAAGGGCCCAGAAGAGGCCGGGAUAUCCGGAAAAAUACUCGCCAUGUAACAAGACGGUAUCUGAUUUACAAGACAGAGACCUGCUGGCGUUGCAAUCUCGCAUUGAGUUCCUGCUCAAGAAUUUUGCCGAUGGCUGCUCUAGUCCCCAUGCGCCAACCUUUACCUGGAUUCAAACUGGCCAUGGCCUCGUCAACGUUCCGUCCAAGGCUGUUUCUAAGUUCGCCCAGUUCUACUCGUGUCUGCCACUGUUUGCCAACGAGCCCAGCUGGCGACUGAAAUCCUCCUUGGUCGUGGGCUUUCCGUGGAUCCCACGACUUGCUGCCAGGAGACUCGAUAUCUUCCCUCGCACUAACAUGCAAGAGGACAAAUACCUGCAGUAUCUCCCUCAGACAUGGACCAUGUGCAACAGUCUACAUGAAGGAGCCCUCGAGCCGGAUCUCAUGUGGGAGAUGAUGAUCAUCGCCAUGCUCAAUUACCAGGCCGAUGAAUUCCUCGAGGCUGUGGUGGACGAACACAUGAUGGACCAGCUCGACGCCGUCCGUGCCCUUGUUGAGCGGCUGUGCGCUGACGCUAAUGGCGAGUCCCUCUUCUCCGACGUCGAUGGCAAUGGCAAUGGCAAUGGCGAAACUACACCCAAAUCCAACGGAAUCUACGAAAAGCCCGUCUCGCUCAAUGGAGACGUGCCUGGCAUGGACUACGGAGAACCAGUCCUCCGUCGCUUCAUCACCUACAUCCUAACCCAUCCCGCUGCCAUCCAUUCUCCCCCUUCUGUCCAGCGCACUCUACGCCGCGAGCUCAAAGACUUCAUCCUAGCACAUAUCACGCACGCCGAAGAUAACGCCCGGUUCCUCUCCCAGAGCAUCGCGGCAGAUCGCACGACACAAUUUGCCACGCCGUGCUCCUACUACUACUCCUGGCUGCUUGAUCGCCAAAUCCGGUGGGCCGGCAUUCAAGGGAGCCCGCCAGAGAGGUAUCUGGCAGAGGACAUGUGCAGGCAUUUGGCUACCAUGUGCCGACAGUACAAUGACUAUGGGAGCAUUGUUCGGGAUCGAGCGGAGAAGAAUCUGAACAGCGUCAUUUUUCCUGAGUUUUGUGAAGAGGGUGCGGAGAAGAAGGCGGGCGCGAAUCUGAAGACGGUUGCACGGGUUGAACAGAAACUCAAGGACAAUUUGAUGUGGGUUGCGGAAUAUGAACGGGAAUGCUGCGUGACAGCGCUCGGCCGACUCGAGAAUGAGACAAGGCUGGAUACGCGGACGAAGAGAAUACCCAGAAUGUUUGUUGAUGUGGUUGACUCGUAUGGACAGAUCUAUGUGGCACGGGAUAUUGCCAGUCGGAUGAGAUAGACUAGAUGUUUUGUUAUAACUUGUCAGAGAUCAACAGCU